Molecule: messenger RNA, 1896 nt
Organism: Penicillium brasilianum
Lineage: Eukaryota; Fungi; Ascomycota; Eurotiomycetes; Eurotiales; Aspergillaceae
Source: the annotation of a GenBank genome assembly
CAAUAACUUGCAAUGGAGGACUCUCCCCACCCACGACGUCGAAAUCGGUCAUCUAAUGGCUCCCAAGGGCAGGUAACAGUUACCUGCCCGGAUGUAACAGCGCCAGCAGCAGAAAUUUCAUCGGAGAAGCCAAAGGAGGUUGCAACUGGGUUCACGGAGAUCUUUGGAGCCUUGACACCGCGACAAGCAGGGCUCAUCAGCAUUGGGUCCGCUAUUGGCACCGGGUUGAUGGUCGGCAGUGGAAGAACGUUGGCCAUGAGCGGCCCAGCGGCCAUGAUUAUUUCGUAUACGCUUGUCGGAUUCGCCGUCUUCCUUGUCUUGUCUGCGCUGGGAGAAGUCGCGGCAUGGCUGCCGAAACCAUCCACCGUGGCGGAUCAGGCUUUUCGCUUUUGUGAUCCGGCGCUAGGUUUUACACUGGGUUGGAUAUACUGGCUCAAGUACGCGAUGAUCACCCCGAAUCAGUUGACGGCCGCCACCCUUGUAAUGAAGCUAUGGCUGGCUCCUGGUCAAGUCAACCCCGGAGUGUGGAUCACUAUCUUUCUUUUCCUUAUCGUGACUCUCAACUAUCUCAGCCACGGCCUGCCAAGUCAGAUUGAGUAUUAUGUGUCGGCCCUCAAACUCCUCGUGAUGGGUGGCCUCAUGAUCUUGUCUCUCGUGCUCGUGUUUGGAGGCGUAUCAGGUUACCAUCCAAAGGGCUUUCGAAACUGGCUACAACCAGUCACCUUUGAUCAUUCCCAUAGCAACAUGUUAGAGAUCUUCUUCUCUACCUGCGGAGCCAUGUCCUCUGCUACCUUUGCGUAUAUUGGCAGUGAGAGAUCUGGUAUCCUUGCUCGGUCGCCGAACGUACCCCAAGUCAUGAACCGUGCCAUCAGGCAUACCUUUUAUCGGAUUGUCGUCUUUCACCUUCUCGGUAUAACUCUCCUCGGCAUGGUCCUUCCAUGUGGCAGGGUCAAGCUGUCCGUCUAUAAAAGCUCCGAGGGGAAGGCAGCUGCCUCUCCAUUCGUGGCCGCCUUGAUCAAUGUCAGAUUCGCCGUUCUGCCGCACGUGUUGAAUGCCUUUAUACUGCUAUUCAUUCUUUCCAUCGCAACCUACGAUCUGUAUCUGGCUACAAAAGCGCUGUCCGAUUUGGCCCUCCGACUCCGCGCCCCCAUUUUCCUGUCCCAUGUGAAUCGAAACAAAGUGCCCGUCUACGCACUAGCCGUAUCGGCAUCCGUGUCCACCUUGGCCUUCCUGAAUGUCUCCAAAGAUUCGAGCAUGGUCUUUGCAUAUUUCUUGGAUCUGGUCACGAUGCUCGGCCUUCUGACAUGGAUAUCCAUUCUCGUUACCCACAUCUGUUUUGUGCGGGCACGCAAGGCACAAGGAAUAUCCGACGAUAUGCUGGUAUUUAAAGCGCGCUUCGGUCUUGCCGGGACUUGGUUGGCCCUGGUGCUUUGCGUGUUCAUUUCAUCGACUAUGAUUUUCAAUUCACUGCACCUUCGGAAUUCGAAGACUUGGUUCGAUGCCCCCAAAUUCCUGGCUGCGUAUGCCGGGGUUCCCGUCUACUUUGCCUUGUAUGUUGGGCACAAGCUUAUCUUGAAGAGCAAGCAUAUCAACCCGAAGAAUGCUGAUUUCUGGUCCGACAAACAAUCUGAUAGUGGACGAGGGAUCGAGUCAUGAUCGUUGGGGAGAAAAAGCAGGGAAUCAAGGUGGUCGUAGAGUUCGGAACUCGCGGCCAUAUAUACGACUCGAGUAUUGGUUCUUUGGGUGUCCGUUAUCGUUUAGUCCUUCAAUGCAUGAUUUAAGUUUUAAAUCAAGAAUUUAUGGAUUCAGACGCCCUUGUCAUUACUUUCUUCUGUUCAGUCCGUCUCAUUAUUCAUGUUGUUGCCCCUCAGCUGCCCAUGGGGAACUUGCUGGAGG